Messenger RNA from Pogona vitticeps (central bearded dragon), 3591 nucleotides. RefSeq names its product melanocortin 3 receptor (gene MC3R). Gene Ontology annotation, molecular function: melanocortin receptor activity. Gene Ontology annotation, cellular component: membrane. The record is from RefSeq and is a predicted model, not a curated record. Gene Ontology annotation, biological process: G protein-coupled receptor signaling pathway. Lineage: Eukaryota; Metazoa; Chordata; Lepidosauria; Squamata; Agamidae.
AGCCAGGCUGUGAAGGUGUUUGGAACUCUAGUCCAGCAGAGGUCCCAGGACCAUAGUAGCAGAGUGCAAGGACACUUUAAAUCAACCAGUGAAUUGUGAAAGAGACUGAGAAUGCCACAGCUUCAUCUUCCUUUAAGAAAUAUUUGUAGCAUUUCCUGAGGGACAGAAAAUAAACUUCUUUGGAACAAUUGAUUCAGAACUCCCAGCCGAAUCAAGAAGACCUCCCCCCCAUCUUGCUCAAUUUCAUUCAAAGAAAAUGGAGCUAGUUCUGAUGGACCUUCAGUUUCAGGGGUGCUGUUUCCAUAAUCGCCGGUGAACUGCAUAUCUGCUACAACAAUGAACACUACCACACACUGGGCUCUUCUGUUUCCGCCUGUAUCGGUCAACACCACUGAAGAGGUCAAUGAUUCCAUCCUUUUUGGCAGCAGGAGUGCCGAGGGAUUCUGUGAACAAGUCUUUAUCAAAGCCGAGGUCUUCUUGACACUGGGGAUCAUCAGCCUUCUGGAGAAUGUCCUCGUCAUCCUGGCAGUCAUCAAGAAUGGAAACCUACAUUCACCCAUGUACUUCUUCCUUUGCAGCCUGGCAGUAGCAGACAUGUUAGUGAGUAUCUCCAAUGCCUUGGAAACCAUCAUGAUUGUCAUUCUGAGCAAUGGCUACUUGGUCAUUGACGACCACUUCAUUCAACACAUGGACAAUGUAUUUGACUCAAUGAUCUGUAUUUCUUUGGUUGCCUCCAUAUGCAACCUCUUGAUUAUAGCCAUUGACAGGUACAUUACUAUUUUCUAUGCACUUCGCUACCACAGCAUCAUGACUGUGAAGAAAGCUCUGGCUCUUAUUGGGGUUAUCUGGACAGCUUGUAUCUUUUGUGGCAUCACCUUCAUUGUCUACUAUGAGAGCAAAACAGUCAUCAUCUGCCUCAUCACCAUGUUCUUUACCAUGCUUUUCCUCAUGGCUUCACUUUAUGUUCACAUGUUCUUGUUUGCACGCCUCCAUAUCAAGCGCAUUGCAGCCCUCCCAAUGGAUGGGGUCCCCCACCAGCGCACCUGUAUGAAAGGGGCUGUCACAAUCACCAUCCUCCUCGGGGUCUUCAUUCUCUGCUGGGGACCUUUUUUCCUUCACCUCAUUCUGAUCAUCUCUUGCCCCACCAACCCACACUGUAUUUGCUACACCUCACAUUUUAACACAUACCUGGUUCUUAUUAUGUGCAAUUCAGUCAUUGAUCCUCUGAUUUAUGCGUUCCGGAGUCUGGAGAUGCGGAAGACCUUCAAAGAAAUAGUCUGCUGCUGUUAUGGUGGGAGUUCAGGACAGUGCAUGCUCUGAAGGGUUGACCUCUAGAAUCUUUAAAGAUAUCCGAAAGUUAAAACCGGAGCAAAAUUGCUAGCUAAGUGCCGCAUUGCUAGGAGUGAUCAAAAUCAAGCUUAAGAGCUGGGAAGUAUGGCAGGGAAUCGCUGUGAUUUUUCUUUGUCAUGCCAGCUUUCAGUUAAUAGCUGUGUCAAAGUCUGUGUAUGUGCAGUUUGUUUCCUUGCUUGUAAUUAAAGCAGAAUCACACUAGUUUGUGGGACCAUGGCAGCAUUUCAUGGUUACUAAGAAAAUGAGGUGCAUAUCUCUUGAGAGCAUCUAUUCAUCUCACAUUUGGAGAGAAGGACACACCUCAGCAGAUACCUCACACUACAUUUACUGGGGAACUUGCGCUUUGCCACAUUCUCUCAGGUUGGUCAUCAUGGAUGGAAAUGCUUCAUGGAAAGAGGCUAACAUUGUAGUCAUAUGUAGUCUUAUUAAGUGUGAAUAAGUUUUUGUUUGUUUGUUUGUUUUUGAUAAAAGAGGGACUUAACAUUCAGGGGUAGGGGAGGGAAAACCUUGGAAAAGAGGAGAGGAAGUUGAACUACAGCUUCCAGAAUUCAGUAGCCAUCCUGGCUGGGAAUUCUGAGUCCUCAUCCAAAAUUUCAAGCUCUGUGAAGCCUUAUGAAAAUGGAUGUAAAUGUCACUGAAAUCCAGUGGUCUGACUUCUGAGUGAACUUACUUAAGACCGCAGUGUAAAAAGACAUUCUUGUUCUCCUUCAUCAGCAAACUACUGUACUACUGAAAAGAAAUGUGUGUGUUGUUAGCCUUGUUUUGAAGAACAUGCUGUAAGCAACGUGUAUAACGAAACUUGUCCUUUGGCCAGAGAAAAGAUAGACUAGCAGCAGUGUUGCUUUUAGAGAUGGCAACUUUCCUCUGCUCCUCACCGCUGAGGCUUCUUAAGAAAUACAGGCAACAUCCAGAUCACACCUAUGCCUAUUUCUGUGUUUCAAACAUGGUGAGAGAACCCAAGACAUUUUUCUUUUAGCUCUCUGUAAUAAAAUCCAUGCAACUAUUACUGCUUCAGCUUUCCCACAGCUAGCCAAAUAAAUAUCAUUUUCCCUCCAGGACACUAUCUAAAGCAUGUGAAGAUUGUGAAGAUGGUUAUUGCAUUAUAUUCUGGGCAUUUUAUUUGGUGUUUCUCAUUUUACUGUAUAAAGAAUUGUCCUGUGACACAGCCAAUGUUAUGUGUAUAGAGUUGUGCCUGGAAAGGAUUCUUGUAUGAAUGGAUUAUAUGAUGCUUUAAAAUAUCCUUUCCCAGCUGGGUGUUCUCCUGAGGUGUUGGACUACAACGCUCAUCUCUCAUAACCUUUGAUCCUGGUGGCUGAGGAUGAUGGGAAAAAUAGUUUUCUGCAUCUGGUCUGGUAUACACUACCCAGCAAAAUGAAACAAAGCGUCCCAAUUAGUUGGAAAAAUUCCUGAAGUUAUUCCAGUCAUUUGGUUUCUAGUACAAUUCUACACAUACCUACUCAGAAGUAAGCCCCACUGAGCUCAGGGGGAUUCACUUCCAUCCAUGUACACAUAAGACUGCAGUCUACUUUACUUUAUCUCCUCUGCCAUUCAUCAAGGUUGGAUUGUUGAUAAAGCUAGAUUUGUAAUCUGGUUCUUCUCUGCCUUUGUUUCUCUACCUUCUUAAUCUCAUUUCAUUUUUUUCUCUCACCCCAGUUCUUGAAAAGUUUACUUUUUUGACUACAUCUUCCAGAGCUGGCUAGGGGAGUUUUAGAGUCCUAUAAGUUGACUUUUUCAGGCUGAGACCCACCCCAUAAGAUGCUCUGAGAAUAUUCUAGAACAUACUGUGCAUGUUGUUAGCUACUGUGAACACUAUCAACCCUUGACUAGUCAAGGGAAUAACCAUAAUGGAAGCAUGCUGAGACACCCUUUCUUUCUGCUUAUCUGUAGGUCCAUAUAUACGUUACAUGCAAAUACAUGCAACAUGUGUCAUACCAGUAGACCCUGGGUUGUUUUUUUCAAUGUUUCAGAAGAAUCUGUCUCCUAAACAUGGCCACACUUACUAAUAGAUGGAGCUAAUAUUAAAAUUUGUCCUAGCACUUCCCACUGGGAGAACAGCGAUUCCAGUGGCCUGCCGUAAGCUUGCCUGCUGUUCUCAGGUGUAGUGAAGAACAAUGUUCCAUCAGCAUUUUUGACCUAAUAUGGAGCUACCAGAGCAGUCAACUUCUUUAUACAGAAGGGAGGAGCCAUUUUUGUCCUUUGCCUCAUAGAAUCAUAGCAAAGUGAAAUUGGAAGGGACCUAGA